Messenger RNA from Diceros bicornis minor, 6542 nucleotides. RefSeq names its product disintegrin and metalloproteinase domain-containing protein 1a-like. The record is from RefSeq and is a predicted model, not a curated record. Bases 789 to 3437 code for a protein of 882 amino acids. Gene Ontology annotation, biological process: proteolysis; male gonad development; binding of sperm to zona pellucida. The transcript has a single exon. Gene Ontology annotation, cellular component: plasma membrane; sperm head plasma membrane; external side of plasma membrane. Gene Ontology annotation, molecular function: metalloendopeptidase activity. NCBI's taxonomy places the organism in Eukaryota, Metazoa, Chordata, Mammalia, Perissodactyla, Rhinocerotidae.
GGUGCAUGUUUCUUUAUGCAUUGGUGUUUUCAAGUUCUUUGGAUAAAUACCCAGCAGUGGAAUAGCUGGAUCAUAUGGUAGUUCUAUCUUUGAUUUUUUGAGGAAAACUUCUUUGUAGACAAAAAUUAUGUUUAUAUGAAGAUAUAAAAUGUCUGAACUCAUCUGUUAUGAACAAAGGCUAAUGAGGGAGAAUCUGUGCAUCCACAUACAAUUUUUCUUGAAUUAAAGGAAAAAAACAGACACUGACAAAAGAGGGUUGGACUGAGAAACUGUACCCUGAAUACUACAGAAAUGAAGAAAAGAGGCAGUGGGCAACAGAGAACUUUGUCCUGCUCAGAGAUCCCCAAAGAAUCCCUGUCCCCUCCCCCCACCUCCUGCCAGAAUGUUGGGUUUCAAAGAAUCAGCAGAUUAACGGAUAUCAGGAGUAGCGUGGCCUGGGCUGAGGAUAAGGAUAAUUUGCCUGAGUUUCGGUACUGGCUAAAUCAUUACAAACCUUGUACUUGGUAUAUCUCCCUGUGAGAGUGAAGGGAAAUUAGCCAAGGAACCUUAAAGCUGUUGCUGUUGGGAGGAAGUCAUACAGUAAGGAAACUACUGAAGAUCAAGAGAGAGAGAAGCAAGAAUAAAAACAUAGACCCGAAGUCUGUAAGACUUAGAGCCGGGCAGCAGCUACUUAUAAGGGAGUCAGCAUAGAUCUGGGGUUAAUACCUGAGUCUCUGAGGCUCAGCAUGCCAGGGAGAGCUGCUCCUGAUGGACACAGGACCUGCAUCAUCAACUGAGUCACUGGGGACAUGUCAGUGGCAGCCUCUGUGAGAGGUUCUGCCUCUGUACUGCCUUCUCGAUGGAAAAACCAAGUGGCCUUGAAAGAGGGUAAGAUAAAGUUUCAGACUUGGGCUCAGCAGAAGAUGAACUUGAGACUGGGGUCAGCACCAGGCUCUUCAUGUGUCAGGUUAGGGAUUAUGUUGCUGUUAGUGAUUUUUCUGCCAAGCAUGCACUGUGAUCUGGGAUCUGUAUAUUACACUUUCUAUGAAAUAAUUAUUCCCAAGCAGCUGACAGUCAAGGGAAGGGAAGACCCAGUGGAAAAGGCAUCUUAUAUGCUAUUUAUGCAGGGCCAGAAGCAGCUGAUUCACCUGAAGGUGAAGAGAGACUAUUUUGUGGAUAACUUUCCAGUCUUCAGCUACCACAAUGGCAGCCUGGGACAAGAAAUGCCCUUCAUCUCACGUGACUGUCACUACGAAGGCUACAUAGAAGGCAUCCCAGGUUCUUUUGUUUCUGUCAACACCUGCUCAGGCCUCAGGGGCAUCCUGAUUAAGGGGGGAAAAUCCUAUGGCAUUGAGCCCAUGGACUCUUCAAAACGGUUUGAACACGUGUUGUACACCAUGGCACACGAAGCUGGAAUCUCCUGUAGUGUCACUUCCGAAGACAGCCAAGUGGCGUCCACCAGCCAGCAACAAGGGAGCAGGAAGCCUCACGGUCCACAGGCGCUGUCCUACUUGUGGUCACACACCAAGUAUGUGGAGAUGUUUGUCGUGGUCAACAACCAGCGGUUCCAAAUGUGGGGCAGUAACAUCAAUGAGACAGUCCAGAGAGUGAUGGACAUCAUUGCUCUGGCCAACAGCUUCACUAGGGGAAUAAACACCGAGGUGGUGCUGGCUGGAAUGGAGAUUUGGACCGAGGGGGACCUCAUAGAGGUCCCAGUGGACUUGCAAGUUACACUCAAGAAUUUCAAUAGCUGGAGACAAGAGAAGCUCUUCCAACGUGCGAAGCAUGAUGUCGCCCACAUGAUUGUUGGACAUCGUCCUGAAGAGGAUAUGGGACAGGCAUUUCUCAACGGUGCCUGUUCAAGCGGCUUUGCAGCAGCUGUUGAAUCCUUCCAUCAUGAAGAUGUCCUCCUGUUUGCAGCGCUCAUGGUCCAUGAGCUGGGGCACAACUUGGGUAUUCAGCACGACCACUCGGCCUGCAUUUGUAAAGAUACACGCUUUUGCCUCAUGCAUGAAAAUAUCACUAAAGAAAGUGGCUUCAGCAACUGCAGCUCUGAUGACUUCUACCAGUUCCUCCUUGAACUCAAAGGCGCCUGCCUAUUCAACAAGCCUCAGCACAAAGGCCGCAUGCGUAGGGAUGCUGAGUGUGGUAAUGGUGUGGUGGAAGGCGAUGAGCAGUGUGACUGUGGUUCUUUCUGUGCCAGUCACCCGUGCUGUGACCAAACAUGUAACCUGAGGGAGCAUGCACAGUGUAGUGAUGGACUCUGCUGUUUCGCUUGCCAAUGGAGAAAUACAGGAUUCAUGUGCCGUCCUCCUUUGGGAGAGUGUGACCUCCCUGAGUAUUGCAAUGGUUCCUCUGGAGAAUGCCCCACAGACAGCUAUAAGCAAGAUGGUACGUCAUGUGAUUUAAUUCACUAUUGUGUUGGGGGUCGGUGUAAGAACCCUGAUAAUCAAUGCAUUGGUAUAUAUGGGCACCCUGCAAGGUCUGCGCCAGAAGACUGUUACAUUUCAAUGAACAGCAAAGGGGACCGAUUUGGAAACUGUGGCCGUCCUACCUUGGCUAGGUCAAGAUAUGUUAAGUGUGUAGAUGAUAAUUUAUUUUGUGGGAAACUUAUAUGUACAAAUAUUAGACGGGUACCACGAGUCAAACCCGAACAUUCACUGAUCCAGGUCGCUCACGAAAAUGACUUCUGUUGGAGCAUGGAUGCAUAUAACACUGCUGAUAUCCCUGAUGAUGGAGAUGUGCACACUGGCACUCUUUGUGCCCCACACAAAGUGUGCAUGAAUUACUCCUGCACUGAUCACGCUGUGCUCAACUAUGACUGUGAACCAGCGGACAUGUGUAAUGGGAAAGGAGUUUGCAACAAUUUAAAGCACUGCCAUUGUGAGGCUGGCUAUGCCCCUCCUGACUGCAGAGAUCCUGGAAAUGGGGGUAGUGUGGACAGUGGUCCUCCUGGCAAAACAAUGUUUGAAAAUCUAAGUGCAGGUGAAAGUCGCACUCCAAUUAAGCGUGGGAAUGAAGUUAAACGUCUUGGCAUGAUAAUUUUCAUACUCCCUAUAUUUCUUAUAGUAUUAUUGUUACUUUUAUUACUUAUCAUUAGCCUCAAUGCUGGAAUUGAGUCAGUAGAGACCCCAGGGGGCUCCACAGUAUUGAGCUCAGAGGAGACUGUGGAGUCCUUACAGGAGAUUGAACCAGAGGAUGUCCCAAAGGAGGCACCACAGGAAGCCCCUCCAGAGGAGGCCCCACCACCGGAGCAGGCCCCACCACCGGAGGCUCCAGCCCAGGAGCAGGCCCCACCCCAGGAGCAGGCCCUAUCCCCGGUGGCCCCACCCCCGGAGCAGGCCCCACCCCCGGAGGCCCCACCCCAGGAGCAGGCCCCACCCCAGGAGCAGGCCCCACCCCCACAGGCCCCACCCCCACAGGCCCCACCACCGGCCCCAGAACAGCCUGCACCAUAAGAGGUGAAGGACAGAAAUAACCACAGGCAGAAGAGUAGUGGCGGAAGAAGCCAAAUACAUCAAAUACCUCAAGCACCGAGUGGGAAUAAGAGGCUCAGAGAGGCAAAGGUGAAGUGGGAACUGAUAGCUCCAGUGGCUCAGAUUGGACUAUAUAGUCGAUGGAAACAUACUAAUGUGGGAGGAGAGAACUCCCUGCUUACAAUAUUCAUUUUAGCAAUUUGGUUAUAUAUUCAUAUAUGAAAUCACACAUGAAGUAUCCUAUAUUUUUGCUUUUUCCCAUUUCAUGAAAUUUAUUUAAGCUCUUCUCAUGCAUUAUUGCUAUCAAUGUCUUGAUUCAUUUGGGCCCAUUUCUGAGCUGAAAUUAUUUUUCAGGACAUACGAUCUUCCAUCUAUUUUGUUUGAUAAAAUAUAUUAUCUGUACCUAUAUUACUAUCACUGGAUUAUUCAUCCCAGUCACAAUAAUGCAUUAUUUUAGGGACAGUAUCUACUGAGUAUCUAAUUUGCCCUCACAGUUUCUAUUCAUGAAAUAGAGGUAAUUCAAAAUAAAUAAAAGGCUAUUUUCAGAUGAAGCAUCACUUCAGACUCCAUGCAACCUAGUCCUUGGGGCUUCUUUAUUUCAGGGUUCUCUGGAUGGGGCUAUAUCUGAUCCAGGGUGGUCUGAUCACAGGGGUCUGGGUGCAUGCGGCAGGGAUGGGCAACUGAGCUAAGAGGACCCUUACAUAUUGCUGAGUUCAUGUUGGAGGAUUUUGUUAUUUCCUUUCAUUUUUUUCCUUACUUUCUAUAUUGAAGUUGAUAUUUUGUCUACUAACAAUUCAUAGGAACCUCCCCAAUGGGAGGUAACAAUACUUUGGAUGUGGUAGUUAUUUGUGAAGAGAGCACAAAGCACACAUAAUAAUGACUUUGCCCAUUCUGUGCAAGACACUGUGCUGAACACUUUACAUUCAUUGUCUUAAUUAAUGUAAUCCUCCCAUCUGCCAUAUGAGACCUGCAUCUCGUACAUGAGGAAACAGAGACCAGAGAGUUUUGCUCUAGAGCUGGUAAGGGGUGGAACCUGCGUCCCGCCCCAGGUAUGACUGAAUCUACAUGCUCCACUGCCUCAUGAGCCUUUGCCUUCAGUUAAAAAACAGUGAUCGGGAAGACAAUCGAUAUGUCCUUAACUGCCCAGAACAUGGCUUCUUCCUCAGUGACUAAUGAAACAAAAGCCUUACAAACAGAUGCUGACCUCUAUCAUGAACCUGCCACACUGUGUAGUCAUGAUCGAUGAAAGUGUCUCUUCCCCUAUUACAUCCUGACCUCAUGGAGCAGCAGGUUUGUGUCUUAUUCAGCUCUGGGGGCCCAGCUCAUUGUCGGUACACAGUAAAUGUUGACCAAGUGAACGAGUUAACCAGAGCCAACCUUAAAAACAGGAGGGUUCCUUCUGCGCAUGCUACUUGCUAGUUCCUGGGCAAGGCACAACCAAAACCUUGCCCAUGGGCAGUGGUGUUACAAGUUGAGAGUUCUGAGUCUCAGGGAAGUUCCUGAGCAUCAGUCCCUGACAAUACAUUCGCUGAGUCCCUCUUCUAACUGCCCACCCUAUGUGAGUAAAAGAGAACAAACAAAAGAAGGCUAAGUAAGACCUAGCUUCUGUUUUCAAGAAGCUUGUGUUAAUUACUUGGGGUGGAACAAAACUAAACUUCAGAGCACAAUCCAAAAUCAAGCCUUCAGCUAUGUAAAUUUCCAGGUCAUGACAUUUGCUGGGAACCAAAUCUCAGAAUGUUCUAUGCCAGAAGAUCAAGAUUUAUGGUGAAAACACACCAUUAGUUGGCAGUCACCUGAGAGCUUUGAGCACGAGGGUGAAAGUGGGUGACUGAAGGCCUCCAAAUGUAAACUUGUCACUAGAGACUUUUGAAAAAGGUGUGGAGGAUUUCUGCUGAGAAGCACUUCAGUGGAGAACAGAAGGGGUAACCUUCCUAACUGCAUAUGCUGAUGGUGACUAUAAUAAAAGCUAAUUAGCAUCACAUAUUCUUAAAAACUUACCAAAUGUAAGGGAAACCGGAUUUGAGUUUCAGGUACAUAUGCUUAGCUAAUUUAAUGACAUUCUUUAAAGACAAAAAGUCAGGUAGAUAGUUGGGAAUCAAUCAAUAAAUCCUAAAUAGGAUUUCACAAUAUUUGACAACAAAAUUUAUAAAAAUUUAGCAAAUGUGGGAGCCGUAUAGACUAUUUUUAAUUUUUAGCUGCUGUCCUUAUGAGUGACCCUCAGGUUUGCAAGACCACGUUGAAGCCAAGAAACAAAGGUUAACACAGGUAUUUGAACGAACUUCCUCUGAAAAAGUGAUGGGAAAUUGGACAUAUUGACAAAUUGUCAGGUGAAUCUUAAAACGUGUGGAAACUCCAAACUCCAGGGACGGACGGUUGAAGCUCUUUAGGACACACUGCAGCAGGGAAGUGACCAAUUUUAAUGUGGGCAGGAGAGAGAAGGUAGGGCAACUCGGGUCUGAAAUCCCAGGGUCACAGUUCAGUGUUCUGCACCUUGUGUUACCACUUCUACGGUGUGCAUUCGUUCGCCUGAUUCCUCUCCCCAUUAUGUGUGGGCGAUUCUGAGGAGAGCUUGCUUACACUUUCCAAUAAUCUGUGUUGGUGGUCAUUCACGACCCAGGCAGCUGCUGCCCCGGGAGACCCUGAUAGUGACUCCUUGUCAUCCUUUACCUGCCUUCCCUGGGUGGCUAUUGUCCUCUCUGUGCUCCCUACGGCCAGCGGACACCGAGGCCCGUCCCUUAGUUCCCCAAAGCACAGCCAAGUCCAGGCUCUAGAUUUUUAUCCAGACUUGGGGGAAACAAAGGAACAUUACAAUGUGGACAAGAACAUAUUUGGAUGCUGCCACUAUUAAUGUUCCUGGAGUCCAGAGGUCAUGCCCCUCCCUGGGAGACUUGAAUGGGUCUUCUCUUUCUUUGGAUGUCCCCAGCCUGCCAUCUUUUCUGGUCCAUAUAGGAGUGCUUUUGGGAAUGUCCUCAUAACUUGGAGUCAAACUCCACUCUCUCCUCUGCAGCUUGGUUGAAGGAAAAAGAAGAGAUUUACGUUAAACACAGGUGACAUUAUCAACCUCACAGGGAUGCAAUUCUGCACUAA